Lobosporangium transversale is the source of this 315-nucleotide messenger RNA. RefSeq lists its product as hypothetical. The transcript has 2 exons. The record is from RefSeq and is a predicted model, not a curated record. Bases 1 to 315 code for a protein of 104 amino acids. NCBI's taxonomy places the organism in Eukaryota, Fungi, Mortierellomycota, Mortierellomycetes, Mortierellales, Mortierellaceae.
AUGGUCUCAGCCAGUAAACAGAAACAUUCCGUAUUGGAAUAUCUCCUCAAUUGUAGGCGUUUAAGGGCAAACAUGCUUGACAAAGCACAGAAGGCCUCUGACCCUGGUCGCUGUAACGGUAGCGGAAAGAAAUGCGGAAAAAAAUAUUACAGUUUUAUCCAUGCAGCUAUUUACAAUUGCAAAGAAAACAGGGAUUGGGUAAUGGUAGUACAGAGCAAAAGACGACAUACAGGAUUGGGUUUUUAUUGUUUUUUAUUUCACUCCGCGGUGUUCUCACAAGCCCGCUUUUAUUUCUUUGCUGGCUUUAUUCCAUAA